Molecule: messenger RNA, 6101 nt
Organism: Calypte anna (Anna's hummingbird)
Lineage: Eukaryota; Metazoa; Chordata; Aves; Apodiformes; Trochilidae
Gene: DCAF10
Product: DDB1 and CUL4 associated factor 10
Exons: 7
Coding region: 24-1466 (480 amino acids)
Cellular component (GO): Cul4-RING E3 ubiquitin ligase complex
Molecular function (GO): protein binding
Source: RefSeq, a predicted model, not a curated record
GCGGUGCCCGCAGCCGGCGGGCCAUGAGCGCCAAGGGUGAGCCCCCCCAGGCGGGGACCGGCAAAGGCGGCGGCGGACCGGCAGCCCCGGGGCCCGGCUCUCCCGCCUCCAUGGAGCCGGCGCCCACCUCCCCACGGGCGAUGCCGGGGGGCGGCCUGUUCGGAUGGCUGCGCGGGCGCGGCCUGGGCCGCAGUGCUGCCGUGGACCCGGCGCGGGACACGUUCCGCGCCAUGACCGGGCUGUACGGCUCUAUCCAGCCCGCCGACUCCGUGUACCUCAGCACCCGCACGCACGGCGCCGUCUUCAACCUGGAGUACUCUCCUGACGGGUCAGUGUUGACUGUGGCUUGUGAACAGACUGAAGUACUGCUUUUUGACCCGAUAUCUUCAAAGCACAUCAAAACUCUGUCUGAAGCUCAUGAAGACUGUGUAAAUAAUAUCAGGUUCCUGGAUAAUCGUCUGUUUGCGACUUGUUCUGAUGACACCACAAUUGCACUUUGGGAUUUGAGAAAGCUGAACACAAAAGUGUGCACUCUGCAUGGUCACACCAGCUGGGUUAAGAACAUUGAGUACGAUACCAAUACCAGAUUGCUUGUAACAUCAGGGUUUGAUGGAAAUGUGAUCAUCUGGGACACAAACAGGUGCACAGAGGAUGGAUGUCCACACAAGAAAUUUUUUCACACCCGUUUUCUUAUGCGGAUGAGGCUGACACCUGACUGUUCCAAAAUGCUGAUCUCAACCUCCUCUGGAUAUCUUCUGAUUUUGCAUGACCUUGACCUAAACAAAUCGUUAGAAGUUGGCAGCUACCCAAUUUUAAGAGCUAGGAGGACUACAAGUUCAGACAUAACUUCAUCAGGUUCCUCUGGUCCUCGAGCUGUUGGUUCUCCCUGUCACCAGAAUGAUUCAGGUCCACUGUCUGAGAAACAUAUGUCACGGUCCUCCCAGCGAGAAGGUGGAUCUCCCAGAAAUAGUUUGGAGGUCUUAACACCAGAGGUUCCUGGGGAAAGAGAUCGAGGCAAUUGCAUUACAUCACUACAGCUACAUCCGAAAGGGUGGGCUACACUUCUUCGGUGCUCAAGUAAUACAGAUGACCAGGAGUGGACUUGUGUCUAUGAAUUCCAGGAAGGAGCCCCUGUGCGCCCCGUCUCCCCUCGCUGCUCCCUGCGAUUGACUCAUUGCAUUGAAGAGGCCAAUGUGGGCCGGGGCUACAUCAAGGAACUUUGCUUCAGUCCCGAUGGCCGCAUGAUUUCAUCCCCCCACGGCUUUGGGAUCCGCUUGCUGGGCUUCGAUGCCCAGUGCAGUGAACUUGUGGACUGUUUACCCAAAGAAGCCAGUCCCCUGAAGGAAAUCCGUUCCCUCUACUCUCACAAUGACGUGGUACUCACUACCAAGUUUUCUCCAACACACUGUCAGAUCGCCUCGGGGUGCCUUAGCGGACGCGUUUCUCUUUAUCAGCCAAAGUUCUAGGCACAUCUUGCUAUCAUCCACAAGACCUUCAGAUGUUUGUGGGUUUUACUUCAGUUCAGUUAGACUGUGUUCUUCAUGGAAUCUCUGCUCCCAGAUGAGAUUAUAGCCACCAUGGUCUCUGAACGCAGCCAAGGAAGGAGUUCCCAGCACAGUACGUGUUCACAUCCUUCACCCCUGAGUCUGCUCCCCUGCACCUCUUCCAAGCAGACUUCUGCUCCUGCUGAUCCUGUGCCAUCCAGUCAUUGUUCCCAUUUCUUUGUACCUUCAUACUUGCUGAUAAUUUCCUUCAAUACAGCUUGAAGUGGGGCUACUGGAAACAAACACAGGGGGCAAGGGUGGCUGCUUAGCCAGAACUCGUGCAGCUCCCCAAGCCCAGCUUCUCCGCUCCUCUCCAUCCGCUCUGCUGAGCUGCUGCAUGGACACUGCUCUGGCCUCUCCUCUUGCUGGAGCUACUACACAGUGACUAUUUGAUAAAAUGUUAGUUUUCUAUAUAACUAACACAAUUGGUUACUGCCACAAAAAUUCUUUGUUUUAGCAUAUGCAUUAAUUGGGUUGUUUGUGAUUGGAUAGAAAACUGAAUCAGCUUUUCGUAACAUUCUGCUGCAGGUAAAGAAUUUGGUUUCCUGUGUUUGCAGGUAUUUAUGUUUAUUAGCAGAAGGAAGAGGUUCUGGAGAUAUAUCACUAAAUCUGGAGAUAUAGCUGUGUUUCUUCCUCUGAGAAAUCCAAAGGAGAAAACUGGUGCAGGGAGAUGGGAGUGGAGUGGGAACAGAUCCUGCUCUGCAUCCCCUCAGAGGGACUCUUGGGGUGGUGCAUAUUGGGGGCUGCACAGCUUUGAUGCCUCACCCCCGGGGUUUCUUCAGGGGGCAGUUCUCCACCUCAGUGACAUAAACCUUCAUCCUGCGUUUUAAAUCUGACACUGCAAAGUCUUCUGGUGGUGCAAAGGCUGUCUCCCACAUGACUGUUCUCCACGCCUGCACCAUUGCUGUGAGAGGAAUUCACCCAGGAUUUGUCUGUAGCAUCACCAUAUAAGCCUUUCUUGACAUGUACUGUUAGUUUGGGGAUGGAUUAACAGCAUGCCUGUCUAGUAAGAUCAAUUUGGACUUAACCAGACUUACUGUCAGAUUUGAAAAACAUUUGAUGUUUACCACUAUAUCAUGAGUGAAGUAUGAAUGCCGUUCUAUCCCUCCAGGUAAUAUGGCUAACCUUAUAAAUGCAGAUAUUCAGUAUCAUCCGUAUCAGUUUAUAGUAUUCUCAUCACUUCCCUUUUCCGAGAUUUUGGGUUUUUCAGUGUUUCACUAAAGUUUCACUUUGAACAAACUCAGUUCAUCAGGAAACUUUACCUAAAAAGGACUGUCAUAUUUUCGUGUUCAGAUUUGCUAUCUCCUGCUCAAUAGAGCUUGUUUUCAAAAAAUUGAAUCUGAUAAAAAAAUUUGCAAAAUACUUUUUUGGGGGGGAAAAUAAUACAUCUGUGAAGAGACUGAGAAAAACCUAAGCCUGAUGACCCACUUGUGUAGGUAGCAUAUUCUGGGUGUUGGUGGAGAAGUCUUUGAAGCUUGAGGCUUCUCUGCAUUGUCAGAAAAUAAAUUUUGGUUUGGAGAAUUUGUUUACCAAUACAAAGCCUUCGGUACUGGGUAUCUGGUAAUCCCAGGACUAGUUAAUUACUCCUGCACUUGGUUUUUAUCAUCUCUAGCAACUUGACUGUUAAAGGACUACAUUCCAAUAGUGGAGUACAUGCAGCUGAGAGACUUUACACUGAUAGGUAAGAGUGCUAAACUUUGUUUUCUCAUGAGUUUUAACAGAUUUGUUUGGUGAUGGUGUCUCAGAAUAUUGUCCCAGCUGGAGGAGUAAGAAUAAUUUUUCAUUAAUAUACUAAUUUAACUUAAAACUCAAAUAAAUGCCUGUUGUUUCCUCAGAUAGCCCCUCAUGGGAUGCAAUGUUCCAUGGAGUAUCAGCUGAGCAGUUCUGUUGUUGCUGAAGCUGUUGCCUGUAAGUUGAAAGUUGACUGGUGAAGUUAUAGCUGAAGAUAUGCCCUGUUCUCUAAAGCACUGACAAGUUCAAAUUCCUUUUGGAUACUUUUGGAACCAUGUGCAAGAAGCACAAUUUGUAAGAAGUUUUUUUUUCACUUGAAGUCACUUGGCCAAGCAAUGAAAAAUGGGGCCUAGUGAAUAAAAUACAUAAUUUUAUCUGAGACUAGUGGGAAGGACAUCCCUUCACUGGCAUCCAGCUCUUUUGGCUCACCUGUAGCAGCUUAAGCUUGACCCUACACCUGGGGCAGUGUGGAUUUGCUGCUUUGUUAGAGAAACAUCUUGGAGGACUUCCUGGCCUGUGACUGAAAGCAGUGGAAGUGUGCGGACGCCUUGAGGACAGUUGUAGAACAUACAGAUUUUUAUGAAAAUAAGGAACUAAGCGACAAGGAAUUCUAAAUUGGUCAAGCUGUUUAGGGGGAUCAGGGGAGAAAUUAGUAGCAAUGUGGGGCAAAACUUGUGAGUAGUAUAUCACUGGCAGCAGUCCAGCAGAAGUGCCAGGUUUCCUGUCCCUGGAAUAUUUUGAAAGGGAAUGCAGUGUGAGUGUGUGAACAUUUGCACAUCUGGACACUUCCCUCCACCCAAGGUUGUGACCUCUUAGUAAUGAAGAACCCAGUUCUGCCCCACGCUGGACCAUGGCAGCUUUCUCCCUAAGCACUCCCUGCUUUCAGCAUCCUGUUUUCUCGUUUGUUGUUUUACUUAACAUCACUAAAAUGACUGGCACGUAAAAAAUUGAAGGAAUAUUAAAAUCCUGUUCUCACAGGCUUGAACCACGUUAAUUUUGGAGGGAAAGAAGCACCUGUGAAAUCAAAGCAGUUGUUGGGGCUGUCUGUUCGUUUGUUUUCAUAGCUGGGUUUGGUUUUUCCUCUCAGAAAUUCCUUGAACUGGUAGAUUGCUUGUGACUUUACUUCUCUGCCUGUUCAUAUGCACUGAGUGUUACUUUUUUAAUUCUACCUCAUGACGCGCUGUUUUUUGCAAGAGCGUUGUGCUGCAGCGUUGGACACUCACUGACUGUUCUGCAGGAGGAACUGCUACCCCCAGGUGACACAUGUGACAUCUUGGUACUGCACAGCACCAGGCACGGUGGCCUGACCUGGUGAAGGGGUCUGGUGAUCCCUUGGUGCUUUUGUAGCUUGUCCAGCAGAUGCCUAUGACAGUGGAUUCUGUCCACUCAUGCUGUAGAAACAUUAGCUAGCUCUGAUUAAAUUUGCAGUAAGUUUGAAUUAGAGUUAGCAGGUGAUCUUAGGUCAUCUGAUAACUCCUUUUCAUCUUGGGAAUUUUCAGUGAAGGUUAAUCCAUGAAGUUUAUUGUACCUGUGAAGUUCACGUGUAACGCUGAUGGAAACAGCCUUCAGUACUUGUUAACUGGUACCCGCCUUGCCGUUGCAUCUUGGUGGACGAAACAUCUUCAGCUGUCUUUAUGGAUAGUGUUACCUUGCCUUACUGUGUUAAUGAAGUAAUUUUGCUGGUGAGCUUUGGAUUAUUUCUAGAUAGUAAAAAAAAAAAAAAAAAAAAAAAAAAAAAAAGGUUUAUCUAACUAUUGCAUUUUGAAAGGUUACCUCUUAACCUUCCAGAGCUAUAUAGAACUGUUUGAAACAAAUACAAGGAAGUGUUUGAAACAGGAGAUUAAAGACUGCACUGAACAGCCAAGAAUGGUGGUGGGUUAUACCACAGAUUUCUUUAAAACUGGUUUACUUUUGACCAUGGAAGUGUUAGAUCACUUGAUAAAUUUUACACUAUUUCUACUGUAGAACCCUCCGUUUCUGCAUGUAAAGCAUGCAGUAUGUUUUUUUAAGUGCAUGGUUUCGUAUUCAUUAACCUUCUGUAGUAAAAGAAUUCCUCCAUCCACAGCAUGACUGAUCAGCAGCAGAUGAUAAACUGCCUAAUUAAAUUCUCUGUAGAAUGUCAACAUUGAGCAGUGUCUCCAGGAACCAAACUGGUGUUGGAAGCUAGUAAUCCUUCUGUAAUAGUCCAGUGACUGUAUGUUGUGGGAGUAAAUGCAUUAUCUGAGUAUUCCAUUAGAAGUCGGUCUUUGAAUCACUGCAGCACUGUCAGGUGUGUGGGGAGGGGGAGAGGAGCUUUUUUUCAUGGGACUACACAGUGAGGUUCAUGUCUGUGUGCUUUCUUUGUAUGAGGUGUGUGUGUGUGUGUGUGUGCGCUUCAGUCUAUCUACAGCCACUCGUCAGAUGUGAGUGGUUCAGGGAAAAAUGUAACCUCCAAACAGAGCUAUUGGGGAUAGGAGGAAAAGCACAGCGGUACGGACACACACGGACACACACACACGCUUGUUUGCACUCUGGAGUCUUGGUGAGGAGUUUUGAUUGCCUACUACCAGAAUUAGAAUGUAAACAUCAGGUUUUUCUGGGGUCUUGGGGGUGGGGGGACUGGUUGAUUUUGUGGGGAUUUUUCUGUUUGUUUGGUGGUGGUGUGAUUAUUUUUGAUUUAUAUAUUUUUUUUUUUAAUUUGGGUAACACUAAUGUGAGGAAGGUCCAGAUACUGUAAAACAUGGGUCUGUUACUCUAUGAAAUGUGGACUUUUAGAAAAAAAAAAUACACUUGCCAAAUGAAAGCUUUCAAAAAGUUUACAAGAUUCUAAAAAAUUGGAGUAAACAG